This is a messenger RNA of Saccostrea cuccullata (small rock oyster), 1644 nucleotides long. Its product is annotated as DNA-binding protein D-ETS-4-like. The record is from RefSeq and is a predicted model, not a curated record. Gene Ontology annotation, cellular component: nucleus. Gene Ontology annotation, biological process: cell differentiation; regulation of transcription by RNA polymerase II. The transcript is spliced from 4 exons. Gene Ontology annotation, molecular function: DNA-binding transcription factor activity, RNA polymerase II-specific; sequence-specific DNA binding. NCBI's taxonomy places the organism in Eukaryota, Metazoa, Mollusca, Bivalvia, Ostreida, Ostreidae. The coding region runs from base 1 to 1455 and encodes 484 amino acids.
AUGUCGGCUGCUGUUCCGUCUUCCCCCGACCCCCGGCUCAAGUCGGCCGCUGUUCCGUCUUCCCCCGACCCCCAGUUGAUGUCGGCUGCUGUUCCGUCUUCCCCCGACCCCCGGUUGAUGUCGCCUGCUGUUCCAUCUUCCCCUGACCCCCGACUCGUCCAGUCCCUGUUGAUGGAGAAUCCCUGCUUGUCGGGAGGUGGAGCGAACUGUAACGUGACGUACAGUAUUGUCAAAACCGAAAUGACGGCAUCUGAAGAAUCUCCGGCUUCACAGUACGAAAAUUCCAGCCCCUCUUACACCUUACUUCAACCCAUGCAGCGGAACCCGAGUCCUGCUUUAAUGGCGGCAGUCUCAGACGAGCAGAUUGCAAGACACUUUGAGAGGUCACCACCGCCUCUCGUGUACGAUGAUUCAAUGCACAGGUGCUACCAGAACUCCUCAAGAGAACCAGGGCUCAAAAUCGAAACACACUUUGAAGAUCUUUCUCCUGCCAUACCGCCACCACACGAGGGAUAUGUGCCUCAUCAGUCCGGUCACCAACCAGAAAAUUUUGAGGAAUCUGUUUUGCGGGCACUCCAGGAAGAAAUCGAACACAUCUGUCAAAUUCUCGAAAUUUGUCCAGAUCCCACUCAAUGGACGAAUCAGGAGGUGAACAAGUGGAUAGUAUGGUACGGGGAUCAGUUCGGGGCCCCCCAAGGGAUCAUUGACAGAUUCCGUAUGAGUGGGGAGGAGCUCUGCUGCCUCACCCUGGACGACUUUAGACACAGAUCAAAGGAUGCAGGGGCCAACUUUCAUGCCCAGCUGGAUGUUUGGAAAAAUGCUUGUAAAUUAUCCUCGAGAAGAGAGCAGUUGCCAGUGGUACCACCACCCAAUUACUACAACUACAGACAGAACAGUGUUUCAUCCCCCACGAUUAGCGAAUGUAGCGAGGCCUCGGGGUCCGUGAUGAGGAGGGACGACUACAUCUUCCACCAGUCCUCCCCUGCUGAGUACCCCUCGUCCUCUAACGCCGUGCAACAACCCGUGGGGUAUCAUCCAGACUACCCAUCUCAGAACGAGGCUAUGUCGUCAUACUCCGAUUACUACAGUUAUACGGAUUAUAACUACUAUGACAGUCAACCAGACACGCCUUACACACAAACUGAUGAUCUCCCAGGCUACCCUGUAGAAUAUCAACAGAAGCAGACGAUUCAUCUUUGGCGCUUCCUGAAGGAACUUCUGCUCCAACCAGAGAGAUAUGAUAGGUACAUCCGUUGGGUCAACCGUCAAGAAGGAAUCUUCAAAAUCGAGGACUCUCCAAAAGUCGCCAAACUCUGGGGCAAAAGGAAAAAUCGACCAGCAAUGAACUACGACAAAUUAAGUCGCUCAAUACGACAAUAUUAUCGAAAAGGUAUCAUCAAGAAAACCGCCAAUUCUAAACGUCUCGUGUACCAAUUCUGUCCUGCCUAUCUGUGAUUUCUAUGAACUGUAUAUAUCGUAAAGACAGUAUUGCAUUUGUGGUUGUGAUACGAUUCGAGUACUGUGAUAUUAAAUCUAAACUGCCUGUUUUGACCAAAGACAUAUCAAACUGGAGAAUGAACGAUGCCACUACUUUUCGGGGUGGUGAAGAAAGAAGCUUCACUAAAACUGUUAGUACUAUCAAUA